This is a messenger RNA of Erythranthe guttata (spotted monkey flower), 543 nucleotides long. Its product is annotated as dolichyl-diphosphooligosaccharide--protein glycosyltransferase subunit DAD1. NCBI's taxonomy places the organism in Eukaryota, Viridiplantae, Streptophyta, Magnoliopsida, Lamiales, Phrymaceae. The record is from RefSeq and is a predicted model, not a curated record. Gene Ontology annotation, biological process: protein N-linked glycosylation. Gene Ontology annotation, cellular component: membrane; oligosaccharyltransferase complex.
AAUCUCAAGAUCAUCGAUCUCUACAUUGUUUUCGCUGUUGUCACUGCUUUAAUUCAGAUAGCCUACGUGGCCGUUGUUGGAUCAUUCCCAUUCAACUCCUUUCUUUCGGGGGUGCUCUCAUGUGUGGGGACCGCAGUCCUCGCUGUGAGUCUUCGAAUUCAAGUAAACAAAGAAAACAAGGAAUUCAAGGAUUUACCUCCAGAACGCGCUUUUGCAGAUUUUGUACUCUGCAAUUUGGUACUUCAUUUGGUUAUCAUGAACUUCCUCGGAUAAUAAGUUGAUAUUAUGGAAAAGAUACCACCUUUGUUAAGAUUCCAAUAGUGCACUUAAAUUUAGAGUUUUACCCAUUACUGAGGUCCGACACAAAAAAAAUGCUAUCGAUUGUUCCGUCCAUGUUAUGUACUAGUGUAACAAAAUAUAUUCGGUAGCAUGAAUUUUGUUAUCUAGACAGUAAUCUUUUAAUCUUUAUGAGCGAAAGAGGUUGUAAUAGAUGCUUUUGAAGUUCUGGUUGGAUAUUUUAAUCAACUUUUUUCUUGAGAACUA